This is a messenger RNA of Rubroshorea leprosula, 704 nucleotides long. The record is from the annotation of a GenBank genome assembly. Lineage: Eukaryota; Viridiplantae; Streptophyta; Magnoliopsida; Malvales; Dipterocarpaceae.
UGCGUCUUCUUCCAUACCCACCUUUUUGAGCACUCCUCCUCCUUCCAUUUUCUGCAGCCUUCUGCGCAGAUUUGUAAAAAAAAGGAGAGAAACUCCCAAAACCUUUGAUUAUCAAUCUCUUCCCUUUCUUCCUUUCCUCAGCAGUUUGCAGCAGCCAUGGAGUACCCAAAUGAUCAGUCCAGGGAAACCUCUCCACAGAGGAAAUCUGGUAGGGGAAAGAUCGAGAUCAAGCGGAUCGAAAACACCACAAAUCGCCAAGUUACCUUCUGCAAGAGGAGGAAUGGUUUGCUCAAAAAGGCCUAUGAAUUAUCAGUUCUUUGUGAUGCUGAAGUUGCCUUGAUUGUCUUCUCUAGCCGUGGCCGCCUCUAUGAGUAUGCCAACAACAGUGUCCGAGCAACAAUUGAGAGGUACAAGAAGGCUAGUGCUGAUACCUCCAAUGGCAGCUCGGUUUCUGAAGUUAAUGCACAGUUCUAUCAGCAAGAAGCUGCCAAAUUGAGCCUGCAAAUUGGGAGCUUGCAGAAUACAAACAGGAACAUGCUAGGUGAAUCAUUGAGUUCAUUGAGCAUGAAGGAACUCAAAAGCUUGGAGUGUCGCUUGGAGAAAGGAAUCAGCAAAAUACGUUCCAAGAAGGUUCCUCUGUGAUUUCUCAUUCAUAUUUUCAUCUUAAUUUUUUUUUCCUUGUAAAAUAUAUGAUUUUAACAAAA